Haplochromis burtoni (Burton's mouthbrooder) is the source of this 8061-nucleotide messenger RNA. RefSeq names its product protocadherin-9. Gene Ontology annotation, cellular component: plasma membrane. Bases 935 to 4645 code for a protein of 1236 amino acids. The transcript is spliced from 5 exons. Gene Ontology annotation, molecular function: calcium ion binding. The record is from RefSeq and is a predicted model, not a curated record. Lineage: Eukaryota; Metazoa; Chordata; Actinopteri; Cichliformes; Cichlidae. Gene Ontology annotation, biological process: homophilic cell-cell adhesion.
GGUGGUUAGUCGGUGUGGUGUGCAUCGCCAACCCCUCCUAUGGGUUUACACAGAGUUAGUGCAAGAUAUUCUGCUCUGGGAGUGAGAGUGCAAGGAUAAACGCCACACACACGCUGCGCAUCCGUGUCACACUGAGCAGCCGUAAGGCUGGUGUUUCUAAGUGGGAUCGACUCUGAGCUUUUACACCUUUUUUGUUGUUGGCUUUUCUUUUUUUUUUUGUCUUUUUCAUAAAUGUCCUCGUGAUCUUUUUUUUUCUUUCUUUUUAACCUUGAGUCUGAUUAUUGAUGGAGCUCCGUGAACUUGAAACAUAAUGGGACACGCGUGUCUCUUUUUGGGUUCACCUCGUCUGCGCCUUAACCUUCACAGGUAGCCGGGGAGAAAAGGAAAGAAAGAAAGGGGGAAAGACGCCGGUUCUCUCUGGACAUGCACAGGAGAUGAGCAUUGAUUUUGGGACCCGUUUAAUUGAAGACACCGCAAACCACUGACCACCUUGCUGUGUCUGCUGGAGAGCGACGCUGAUCACCGCAAUCACCGCAGGUCGCACAAUUAGAUCCAGUCAAUUCCUGAAGUUAAAUGGGGGGAAAAGGAACUGCGACAUAUGCAGCUUCUAAUUUACCCCAGUUUCUGCAACCGGCUGCUUUUAUUUAAAACCUGUACUCGUGUCUGAUUAACCCAGUGCUGCUGGGUGAUUGUUGUUAUUAUUAUUUACCUGGAGCCAAAAGCAGAUCGACAGAGGAGGAUAUCUUUACCUGAAUGAACUACUGUACUACUGUGGAUGAGAAGACUAUGAGCUGACACACUCCAGUUUUUCUUCUGUGCUGCAACCGAUUUGGGUUUAUUCGUGGAAGAUUCCUGCCAGGAGUCACUGUCUGUAACAACACUGCAUAGAAAGAAACCUUUGAGUUUUGAAGGCUGGAAGCAUAUUAACACUGUUAUGGAUCUAAAAGACUAUUACCUGUUGGGUGCACUGCUUGCCUGCAUAUGGCUAGAUCCUUCAAUAGCCCAAGAGCUAAUCUACCCCAUCAGGGAGGAGUUGCAAGAAAAUGUCCUCAUUGGGAACAUACCAAAGGACCUAAACAUUUCCCAUACAAAUGCUGCCACCGGAACGAGUGCUAAUCUUGUGUACCGGCUCGUCUCCAAAGCAGGAGAUAACCCACUGGUACGUGUUCUGAGCAGCACUGGAGAAAUAUUCACAACAUCAAACCGAAUUGACAGAGAGAAGUUAUGCCCCGGUCCCUCAUUUGAGGACAGCGAGUGCUCCUUUGAAAUUGAAGUGGUCAUCCUGCCUAAUGAUUAUUUCAGGCUGAUUAAGAUCAAAAUAAUCGUUAAAGACACAAACGAUAAUGCCCCCAUGUUCCCGUCCCCUGUGAUCAACAUCUCUAUCCCAGAGAACACGCUCAUUAACAGCCGCUUUGCUAUUCCUUCUGCCACUGACCCAGACACUGGCCCCAACAGUGUCCACAAAUACGAGCUGAUCAAUGGGCAAAGUGCCUUCGGCUUAGACAUAGUAGAAACGCCUGAGGGGGAAAAGUGGCCCCAGCUUAUUGUGCAGCAGAAUCUGGACAGAGAGCAGAAAGACACGUAUGUGAUGAAGAUUAAAGUAGAGGAUGGUGGCAGUCCACAGAAAUCCAGCACUGCCAUUCUCCAGGUUACUGUGACAGAUGUCAAUGACAACAAACCGGUGUUUAAAGAGAGUCAGAUAGAGGUUCAUAUACCGGAGAACUCCAUUAUUGGCACAUCUGUAGUGCAGCUCCAAGCUACAGAUGCAGACAUAGGGGCAAAUGCAGAGAUACAUUAUGUAUUUGGGACUCAGGUGUCUCCUGCUACAAAAAGACUGUUUGCACUGAAUGCAACAUCUGGCCUAAUUACAGUGCAGAGACCUUUGGACAGGGAAGAAACUGCUAUCCAUAAGCUCUCUGUUUUAGCUAGUGAUGGCAGCUCAAGUCCAGCCAGAGCUACUGUUACCAUAAAUGUGACUGAUGUUAAUGACAAUCCACCUAAUAUAGACCUGAGAUACAUAAUCAGUCCCAUUAAUGGCACUGUUUUCCUCUCAGAGAAGGAUCCCAUCAAUACAAAGAUAGCACUCAUCACAGUGUCGGACAAAGACACUGACAUUAACGGCAAGGUCAUUUGUUUCAUAGAGAAGGAUGUGCCCUUCCAUCUAAAAGCUGUGUAUGACAACCAGUAUCUGUUAGAGACGUCCGCACUGCUUGACUACGAAGGGACAAAGGAAUAUAACUUUAAAAUUGUAGCGUCUGACUCUGGAAAGCCGAGCUUGAAUCAGACUGCCUUGGUGAGAGUGAGGCUGGAGGAUGAGAAUGACAACCCGCCUAUUUUUACUCAGCCAGUUAUUGAGCUGGCUGUUAUGGAAAACAACAAACGUGACUUGUUCCUCACGACUCUUAGCGCCACAGAUGAGGACAGUGGGAAAAAUGCAGAAAUUGUUUACCAGCUGGGACCAAAUGCAUCAUUUUUUGAUCUUGACCGUAAAACAGGUGUUCUGACUGCAUCCAGGGUUUUUGACCGGGAGGAUCAGGAUAGGUUCCUCUUCACUGUAACAGCAAGAGAUAACGGGACGCCCCCUCUACAAACGCAGGCAGCCGUUAUUGUAACCGUGCUGGAUGAAAAUGAUAACAACCCCAAGUUCACACAUAACCACUUCCAGUUCUUUGUGUCAGAGAAUCUUCCUAAGUACAGUACUGUGGGGGUGAUAACUGUGACAGAUUCAGACGCCGGAGAAAAUGCUGCUGUUUCUCUUUCUAUUCUGAAUGACAAUGAGAACUUUAUACUAGAUCCUUACUCUGGGGUGAUAAAGUCUAAUGUAUCCUUCGACAGAGAGCAGCAGAGUUCCUACACUUUUGAUGUAAGGGCUGUGGACAGUGGCAGGCCUCCUUGCUCCUCAGCUGCCAAGGUGACCAUCAAUGUCAUUGAUGUGAACGACAACACACCCAUCGUUAUCUACCCACCCUCCAACACGUCUUUCAAGCUCGUGCCUCUCUCCUCUAUCCCAGGAUCUGUGGUAGCAGAGGUGUUUGCUGUAGACGGUGAUACAGGGAUGAAUGCGGAACUCAAAUACACAAUUGUGAGUGGGAAUAACAAAGGUCUGUUUCGAAUUGACCCAGUCACAGGGAAUAUUACUUUGGAGGAAAAGCCAGCACUAACCGACAUAGGCUUGCACAGAUUAGUGGUCAAUAUCAGUGACCUGGGUUAUCCCAAAUCUCUCCAUACUCUUGUGCUGGUGUUUUUGUAUGUUAAUGACACUGUGGGCAACUCAACACUCAUCAAUGAUCUCAUUCGACGCACCAUGGAGACCCCAAUUGACCGAAACAUUGGUGAAAGCAGUGAAACCUAUCAGAGUGGUGACUAUUUAACCAUAAUGAUAGCCUUUGUUACCGGCGCCUUGGUGGUGAUUAUUGUCAUCUUUGUGACUGUGUUGCUGCGCUGCCGCCAUGCUUCUAGAUUCAAAGCCGCACAGAGAAAAAAGCAGGGGGCAGAGUGGAUGUCACCAAACACAGAAAACAAACAGAACAAGAAGAAAAAGCGCAAGAAAAGGAAGUCCCCCAAAAACUCCUUGCUCAACUUUGUCACCAUAGAGGGGAACAAACCUGACGAUCCUGCCCAUGAGCCAAUCAACGGAACCAUCAGUCUGCCCACCGAGCUGGAAGAGCAAGGGAUUGGACGCUUCGAUUGGAAUGCCACGCCGACCACAACCUUCAAACCUAGCAGCCCAGACCUGGCCCGGCACUACAAGUCCGCCUCGCCGCAGUCGGCCUUUCAUCUCAAGGCUGACACACCGGUCUCAGUGAAGAAGCAUCACGUGAUACAAGAGCUCCCAUUGGAUAACACAUUUGUGGGGGGCUGUGACACCCUUUCCAAGAGAUCCUCCACGAGCUCCGACCACUUCAGUGCCUCAGAGUGCAGCUCCCAAGGAGGGUUCAAGACGAAGGGGCCCAUGCACACCAGACAGCAGGGAACAUUAACUCGUGCCCGAACUGAACUGAACCCUGAAUAUCUGGACCUUCGUCCUCGAGCUGAGCUGAACCCUGAAUAUUGGACCCCUUGCACCCCUUUAUCACAGCGGCGCGUCACGUUUCACCUGCCGGAUGGCUCCCAGGAGAGCUGCAGUGACAGCGGUCUGGGGGACCACGAGCCUGUAGGCAGUGGCUCCCUCCUCACACAACCUCUCCCUCUGGUGCAGGCGCAGGACGACUUCUACGAGCAGGCCUCCCCUGAUAAGAGGACUGAAGCUGAUGGAAACUCCGAUCCCAACUCUGAUGGCCCCCUUGGACCACGCGGUCUAGUGGAAGCUACAGAGAUGUGUACACAGGAGUGCCUUGUCCUGGGACAUUCAGACAACUGCUGGAUGCCGCCAACACUGGGAACAUACCAACAGCCCAAGUCACCUGUAACCAGCUUCGGGUCUCAGAGGGAGUGGGGUCCCAAGGACAAACUGCUCAAUGGACAUACUCUGAGCAGAACCUGGAAAAAUGAGAGUGGGCGGUCAGAGCAUUUUGGUGACAGAAAGCAGUUUGGAAGUGGGGAGGGACACUUCACCAGCAGUGGCAUGGCUGAUAUUCCACUGGUGAGUCUCAAGUCCUGCCAGCCAGCCUCUUGCCCAGACAGCCCAAAGGACCAGCAGCUAUAAGAGGGACUUUCCUUCUGUGCUGUUAGAUGUCCUUACAUCUGGACACAGUGAACAGGCGGAGCAAUCAUCGGAGCUCCUCCCCAUUUUAUUUUUUCUCUCUUAUUUCUGUUCUUCGCGCUUAAGUUGAUGCUUCUGCAGUGUAAGAGCCACAUUUACUAUGGUGGUCACAAAAUAGUGCUUAUGCUGUGUUACCAUGGCUCUAGAGGAAACUGUGUGUGUGAUCCUCUAUGGAUUUCUUUAACAUUCAGCAAGGUUUUUUUGUUGAGUGUGAAUUGGACAAGUGCCACGGGGACGUGCAUAAAUUAAAAGAAAUUAGAAGAAAGGAAAAAAAAACUACCAUGGCUGACCAAUAUAUACAAUAAUUUGUGGUGUGGUUGUUAUUGAGUUGUUCAGGACUAUAUUUAAUCGACACAAUCAAAGAAAAUGGAAUUACACUUCAGAAAGUGUUGUUCUAACACUGUUUGUGAACACUUGUUUAUUCUGUCAUUGUCUCUGUGUUUGUAAAUAAGACUUAUUAACCACUAUCAUGUAUCUGUAAUAUCCAAAGUGAAUAGGACAGUUUUUGGCCGUUAUCAUUAUAAUGCCUUGUCAUCAGAAUUUGGGAUUUUAGCUGGACUGAGCUCUAUAAUAAGGGAAAAUGUACAACAACAAGACAUUUAUGUAUUUCUUGGAAAAAAUACUGUUGAUUUAAGCAAAUUUUCCAUCUCGUAAUAUACCCAGUGUUGCCCAUAUUUCUUAAUAAUUUUCUUCAAGUAAUGCAAAACCACAACCAAAUCUUUUUUUCUAUAAAAAACAAAAGAAAAACACAAACAAACAAAAAACAAAAAAGCAAAAUGUUUUGUAUGAAGGAUGUCAGUGCUCAAUAUGUGCAUUAUAAAAAUGAAAAGUUCUGAAAGCUCUCCAUAAACCAGUUUUGAAGGUGUUCAGUACAAAUUAAAUAGCAAUAUAUUUGUAAAUGGCUAAAUGUUUUAUCUAAUGUUGAUCUUAUUACUGUAUAGAUUUUAUUCAAAUUGUGAUUUGACUGAGAAAAAUCCCUCAGUAGUAUCUGCAGUUUCCUGGCAUAUGUAUAUAUCUGUAUUAUUUCCACACAAACUAUUAUUUUCCAUACAUAAGAAAACACAGGUUAAGAUCACACUUUAAUCACUGUGCCUUCAUGAUGUUUCUUCAAAUACUGAAUUGUGCUUAUUUCAAUGACAACAUGUUGGCUACAAAGAAUAUUCUGUAUGAUAAUCAAAUGCCUUACGCAUUGAAUGUUUGCCAAAUUUAGAGACAUAAUCACACACAUGUUAAAGUACAAAAUCAAGUAGAUGAUACUGAAGAAAAACACAAAGGCAUGUGCAGAUAAUGGGUUAACCAUGAGAGACCAUUUUCUGUCAUUCCACUGUCUGAAAAGGUUUGUUUUAUUCCACAGCAUGGAGGGCAAAUUACACAAUGGAAAAAGCAUGCUAAAAGAUAUAGCUUUUAAAAUUAACUUGAUCAUUUUUGUGUCAUUUUACUUUGUUGGAAUAGCGUUGAUUUGUGCAUUAAGGAGAGAUUCAGUUUGUAAAGCACUUUCAUAUUUAUGUCACAAUAUAAUGAAGUUAAGUGGGAUGGAGUGAUUUGCUUAUCGCAGUAUGUUUGUCAGUUGUGAGGGUGUUUGACAACACAGAUACUGAACAGUUAAUCCUUGUUACUACUCUACAGGUAUACAGCUACUGCAAUAAAUGUUUUAAGUACGUGUAUGCUUAAUUUGUGUGCAGGAUAAUCGCCUCAGCAGCUAUGUGUGUGCUGUAAAUGUAUUCCCACUUAGGUCAUUUUUCCUUAAUAAUUUAGUGUAAAAAAAGCAAGCCAGCCCCUUUAUUUGAGAGCACAGUGCAUUCAUGAGGUACAAUUUAGUUUUUCCUAAUUUUUUUUUUUAUUUCUUUGAACACAGCGAGAUUCUUCCUGUUAUCAGGUCCCAUUUUCUGCUUAAAAUAUUUUACCUUAAAAAGGUGUCAAAACAGCCUUGAUACGACUGAUUCUUGAGUAAUAAUCCCUCUGCCCGUUGCUUUAGUUUGCAUGUUGUGUCCUUACCAUACACAUAAUGCUUCCUUAAAGCAUUAAUGUCAGGGUCACUGUGCGUCAAAUUCUGAGGGAAGCAAUCUAGGAAGGUCAAAUUUCUGGAAGUGACUUGCCAUGGAAAUGAAGACGGCUUAAACAUCCAAAGAACAUGAAAAAAAAAAAACUCCCAGUAGUUUCUUUCAGUAACUUUUCUUUGGUUUUCAGCUUCACUAUGUUUAGUAACAGUAAAGAACAGGUCUCUUUCUGGAUUUUUUUUGUAUCAAACCUGGUACAUUUUUUGCUGCAUAUCCUUGAUGUGACUCUCCAGCUCCACCAUAUUCCAAAGGGUGCUCUAUUAGAUUGAGAUCUAGUGACAGUGCACUCACUCACAUGUUCAAGCAACCAGUUUGAUUUGUGCUUGUUACAUGGAGCCUUUUUCUGCUGGAAGCAGCCAUCAGAUGAGUGUAUUGUGGUCCUGAAGGAAUGGACAUACACCAUUACACCGCCAAUUUUAAUUUCAGCUUGAGCAUCAGAAUGGGGAUGAAAGUCAGUCACAUGACGGCAUGACAGGUAGCUCAUGUAGCUUUGACCAAAGACUACAAAUAAACAAUGGCUGAAACCACCAUACUAUCACCAAUCAGUUAGUCAAGUCCUGCUGUGAAGACUUAAACUCAGCAUUUGUUAUUGCCACCUUGGUGUCUUAAAACUUGAUGUGAUGAGUGACGAAUCAACUGAAGGACUCUUUUGUCUUUUUGACUCGCUGUCUUUUUUACGUGUUUUAAUGCUUUAUAUCCUGCUCUAAUCUGAACAACCCCCUAAGAAUAGUCAAUGAGCCUCUCUGGGUUUUUAUCAUCACUAUUCAUCAGCAUGUUUUAAAGCUCAGUUUGUAAAACCUUGCGAUGUAACUACAGCCCGUUGCCUCACUGUUUGCCAGACAACAAAUAUUUGAACAGGUUAGAAAAGAAUCACUCUGAGACUUACAAAUCUUUGAAUGGGUACAUGGAGCUGAGGAUCAGGAAUUUUUCAUAGAAAGUCAUCCAAACCAUGCAGCACUAUAUUAAUGACUUACCUUGUGCUGGAGAUUUCAGCAUCUUUUUCCUGCCAGGCAAUUGCAUUUGGAUCUGCCCAUCAGGGCCCUCACAUGAACUUUUAUUGAGGGGAAAAAAGUUAGCGUUUGUCCUCCAGCUUCACUGUGCUAAUGUGUUUAUAUUAUCCUAACUGUAGCUUUGUAGCUAGCCACAUAACACACCAUGGUCGUGUCCAAAUUCAUGGGCUGCAUCCUCCUGAGGUCGCAUUUGUAGGCCUCAGGAGGAUGCAGCGACGCGUCACAGAGACGCGAUGGAGGCUGUCCAAAUUUGUAGACUCCUCCGAAUGCGGCCGACAAAUGCGUCCUCCUU